Molecule: messenger RNA, 6458 nt
Organism: Sceloporus undulatus (fence lizard)
Lineage: Eukaryota; Metazoa; Chordata; Lepidosauria; Squamata; Phrynosomatidae
Gene: SLC38A5
Product: solute carrier family 38 member 5
Exons: 17
Coding region: 1059-2531 (490 amino acids)
Biological process (GO): glycine transport; L-glutamine transport; L-histidine transmembrane transport
Molecular function (GO): glycine transmembrane transporter activity; L-glutamine transmembrane transporter activity
Source: RefSeq, a predicted model, not a curated record
UCCUGGGAAGCGAAGAGGAUGGUCAUCGUGUAUAAGUCCAUGCUUCUUAGCCCUGCUCUGAAAAGGGAGGACAUUUGGGUAUCUCUUCUGGAGAUGGAGGAAUAAGUCCUGGAAAAGAAAAGGAAAAGGAGGACCACCUCUGAACACCCUGGAUGUUGCUUCUUAGCAAUGUCCCCAAAAGGAAGGGCAUUUUGGAAUGCCUCCUGGACAGAAAAAAGGCUGCAGGAGAGGAAUAAGACCUGGAAAAGGAAGAGCAGGACCACCUCUGGACACCUUGAAUAUGUAUAUCCAUGCUGCUUCUUAGCCAUGCUCCAAAAAGGGAGGGCACUUGGGGGGCAUUCCUCCUGGAGAGAAGAAAGAAGGCUGCAGUGUGGAGGCAAUAUGCAGCAACAGGUCCCGGGACAAGGAAGGGGAGGGAUGCUCCUGGAGACCUUGCACCUGUGCAACAGCAACAGCAACAGAAGCAACCCAAGGAAGCCCUUCUUCUUCUUCUUCUUCUAGUCCUUGGCCUUGCUGCCCGGGCUCCAAGCCUGUUCCUCGGGGCUUGAUUGGCUGUGUGGGGCGCGUGCCUCUCUGCCUCGCUCUGUGCGCUUUCAUGAGCGCGCGCUCCCAGUCCCACUCACUCUCUCUCUCCCUGUCCUUCUGCGCGCGCCAGAGAGAGCAAGGCGCCCAGCAGCAGCUCUUUCUUUCCUUUCGGUGGAAGAAGUACAAGUCAAAUACUGUACUCAUCUUGAAAUUCUGUUGGCCCUAGUGCUGGGGCUCCUUCCCUCCUCUGCUGCAAAGCGGGUCCCAGUUGCAAUCCCCUUCAUGACCAGAUAGGACUGGAAAAGAAUCCUGCCUGAAGAUGUUGAAAGCCACUGCUGGUCAUUUUCAAUAAUAUGAAGUUCUGAUUCAGUGUCAACCUAGAUGGUGUACUUCUGAUCCAGGUGCAUUACUGUUGCUGCUGCUUCUGCUGCUGUUCCAGUUCCUCUUGGUGAUUUACCCCAUUCAGUUCCACACCCAGACAACACUACACACAAACACAUCUGCACAAACUGAGGAUUAUCUGCACCUUCAGGAUGGAGCUUCAGAAGAUGGGAGAAGACAUGGGUACUGAGAGGCUCAAUGGGACCAUACCUGAUAGCGACAAAACUGCUGUCCUGGAGGAUGGCUACGAGGAGGAGGAAGAGCAUGUUUUGCCUGAGCGAGAGGAGUUCCUGCCCCACAUUGACAGCAAGAAACUGAGCCAGUUCACUGACUUUGAGGGAAAGACGUCAUUUGGGAUGUCAAUCUUUAACCUAAGCAACGCCAUCAUGGGUAGUGGCAUCCUGGGCCUGGCGUACGCCAUGAGGAACACAGGCAUCGUCCUCUUUGUGGUGCUCUUGAUCUGCAUUGCAUUGCUUUCUUCCUAUUCCAUUCAUUUGCUGCUGAAAUGUGCUGGUGUUGUGGGAAUUAGAGCUUAUGAACAGCUGGGACUCCGGGCAUUUGGCCACGGUGGCAAAGUGGUUGCUGCUGUGAUAAUCUCAAUACACAACAUAGGAGCAAUGUCUAGUUACUUGUUUAUUGUUAAAUCUGAACUGCCACUUGUGAUCCAAACCUUCUUAGGGCUGGCAAAGAACAACGGUGAGUGGUAUAUGAACGGGAAUGUACUAAUCAUCAUCGUCAGUGUUUGUGUCAUCCUGCCCCUGGCUAUGAUGAAACAUUUGGGCUAUCUUGGUUAUACCAGUGGACUCUCGCUCACCUGCAUGUUUUUCUUUCUCAUCUCGGUAAUCUACAAGAAAUUCCAGAUCUCUUGCCCCCUCCACUCCCUCAAUGACACCCUGAGGAACAGCAGUGUUGUGGUUUCAGAAGAAGAUACCUGCAGUGUGGAGGUCUUCACUGUCAACUCCCAGACUGCAUAUGCAAUCCCUAUCUUGGCCUUCGCUUUUGUCUGCCAUCCGGAGGUGCUUCCCAUUUACACAGAGCUGUCCAGGGCUUCAAAGCGUCGGAUGCAGAAUGUAGCAAAUGUCUCCAUCCUGGCUAUGUUUUCCAUGUACCUGCUGACUGCCAUCUUUGGUUACCUCACUUUUUAUGCGGGUGUUGAAGCAGAGAUGUUGCACACUUACAUCAAGGUCGAUCCUGGGGACAAGCUCAUACUCUGUGUCCGUUUGGCUGUUUUGCUGGCUGUGACGCUCACUGUGCCUGUGGUUUUGUUUCCGAUCCGCAGGGCCAUCCACCAGUUGCUCUUCCACAAGAAGGAUUUCAGCUGGGUCCGCCAUGUCAUAAUUGCCUGCUGCCUCCUUGUCACCGUCAACCUCCUUGUCAUCUUUGUGCCAAACAUCAAGGACAUUUUUGGAGUUAUUGGUGCAACAUCAGCCCCCAGCCUCAUCUUCAUCCUUCCCAGCAUCUUCUACAUUCGAAUUGUCCCCAAUGAGAAGGAGCCAUUGCUGUCUAGGUCCAAAAUACAGGCUGCCUGUUUUGCGGCCCUGGGCUUCAUUUUCAUGGUGAUGAGUCUCAGCUUUAUCAUCGUGGACUGGGUAACGACAGGAAAGAGCAGCGGGGUGGGGCAUUAACACCCUCCUCCCCUCCCCUAAGAGACACAGGGUGGACCAACCAGGGCCAGAGAAACCGCGUCAGCUGCCUCCAGUUCUUCCAUCGUUCCUCCUGGAGACACCUCCGUUCCGUGCCCAUUGUAUGGGAAACAACAGAAGGUGCCCUUUGCUGCUGCUGUGGAGGCAGCCCAGAAUAGGCAGGAACAGCACAGGAGCUUUCUCCUCCGUCCUUCUUGAGCUCUGGGGCUACAAAUCCAGUUACCUGAAAAAGGCUGCCUGUGUUGCCAUGGAUAAACAAUCCUCUGUCAUUAUUUUUUGGUGCUAUGAGAACACAGCUGACUGCCACGUGCUUUCGGCUCCUGUGGUAGCAGUGCAGUGCUCACUCCAGGCCGUUUUUACCUCCCUGGCAGUACGAUACCCAUCGCCAUAUGUUAUGGGUCACAGCAAAAACUGUGUGGGUUUUGUGGAGAGGGAGGGGAGGGCUUGGGCCAAGGUGACAGUACCAUUGCUCAAAAAAAGUGGUGACACCCCUCUCCACAAAUUAAGGAAUCCCCUGAUUGGUCUCCCCCUUUUGUCUCUUUUUCCUGUGCUGUCUCAGUGGCACUGUUUUGUUUCCUGUCUCCCCUAUUUUGUAAUUACGCAGAGUAACAGGCCCUGCUCUUCCAUUACUGUGGAGGCACAGCCCUAACUUCCACACACCUGUCUUUCCCCCUCUCUGUUAUCUAUUAGACAGGGAUCGGUGAUACCGUAAUACCAUUUGUGCCUGGGGAUUGUAGCCCCAAUAUUAGGGAGGGCAGCCAAAGCCAUCAAUGUGCCCCCCCCCAACUUGACAAUCUAAUUUAUUUUUUGCUAAUAUUUAAUUUGGACCUGGCUACUAGACCAAAGAGAACAAUAUAACCAUCUUAUAGUGCCUACAGCAAUUCAUGUUGGGAUUCCAUAUUUCUCUUAACAGAGCCAAGGUCUGGGUUGUUGAAACAAAGGAAAAUGGAGCAUAGCCUGGACUCCUGGGCAAUCUCCCCAGCAAUAGAGGUGUAUGGUAUGUGGAAUGAGUGUUACAAGUUACAACAUUAUGUUUUGGCAACCAUUGAUCAAAGCUGGUGGGAAGGAAAUGCUGCAUUCCCAUAGUUUGGUCAGAUGGGGUCCUUGUUCUGUCCUAUUGGCAAGUAAUGCUAGAUUUUCCUGAGGUCACCCAGAAAAGGAUUAACUCCAUUCUACACUACAUUACUGUUGAUUCCCCUCUGGAACAACACUGGGCCAUAAGGAUUGAUUCUUCAGAGAUUGUACCUCAGUUGUGGCUUUCAUCUGUUGCCCUCUGAGAGUUCCAAAGUGGAGUGAGGUGACUUGUAUGGUCCAGUACAAGUUAAAGUACAAUCAAGCAUCUCUACAUUCGCGGUAGUUAGGGUUCAGAACCCCUUCAAGUGUGGGGAAAAUGUAAAUAUCUCUAAGCCUCCCCAAAACUUAACUUUUAAUAUUGUUGACCAUAUUUCUGACAUACAGUUCUUACUGUACUAUGAGACUUUCAGUACAGACAAUCUCAGAGAUAUAGCCAUGUUAGUCUGGAAUAUUGAUAUGCAGAGGGAUUGUAGUACCUCGAAUAUAAACUGAAAGAAAGAAGCUGAUAGAAUGAGUUUCUAUAGACUUGGUCUGCUUCCUCAGAUGCAAGUCUACAAAAACUUAUGCAAAAACUUCUUUUGCACAGAUUGCUGCCACAACAACUGCAUGCUGCAGCCCUGAUCUGGCCUUUCCAGAGUGCAAAAAGGAGCCACAAAAAGCGCCUCCUUUUUGAACCCUGGAAAGGGCGCCAUAGCUGCUGCACCAUGGCUUUGCAGUUCCACUUUAGUGCUGCAUCAUGUGGACGCAGCACCAGAGAAGUGCUGUGACGUCAUGCACCAUGUGGUGCGGCAUCACACUGCCAUGGGGCAGAGUCGCGGCAUGCAUCAUAUGGAUGCUACGCCCCGACUCUGCCCCAUUAUGUUCUCUACGUUAUGGUCUUCAUAAACUGCACAAUCCUCUCCAUCGAGUAAUGUGUGUAGUGUGCCUUAAAUGUUCUUAUUACUCCCUGAUUGAGAGGCUGGGUAUGAGAUGACUUCUAUAUCUUCAGUGUUGAACUCAUGUGGUUUUGGGUGUCUAGAGGCAUAGUCCAGUAGUAAUAGGACUUGAAGAGGCUUUCUCUUACUGGAAAGGUAUUUUCUGACUUUGGCAGAAAACAUUGAUGAAACCCAUUCAAGGAAAAGCAUCCUUGUUGUCCAAGCCUUCUGGCAUCUGGAAUUUAUCCUUACCCUUCAAGCUUGGGGACUUAGUGGCUUUAUAAAUUAGAAUAGGCUUUAUCAUAUGCCCAGCUUUGUUUGCACAAAACAACAUGGUUAAGCUGUCCCUUUCUGCCUUAAAACCCAGUGCUUGCUUCUCUUCUUAGCUUUCCUCUUCUCUCCUCUUCUCUCCUCUUCUUAGCUAAUGAAUGUCCUCUGUGGCAUUCUUUUCCAAAACAGAACAUUUUCAUUGGUGUUGAAUAUCUGCUCUGGUUCAUAUCCCUUCUCUUCAAUAAAUUCACUAAGAUAUCAGGAAACUCACUAGCUGCCUCACGGUUGGCAGAGGCCUGUUCUGUAGUUUUCACAUUAUGUAGGCCAAACUUUUGCCUAAAAAUAUCAAACAGGCCUUUGCUGGCAUGAAACUCUGUAGAGCUAAAUCAUUUGCCUCCCCUUUUCUUUGUAGAAACGUACAAGGAUCUUGCCUUUUCUCUUAUAUUUGAAUCUAAAGGAAUGCCCUUUUUAUAGCAAAGUAGCACUUUUUAAUGAGAGUUAUAUGGAUCUCACAUUUGAGUCUUUGUUCCCAAUGGUGAAGCUACAGCUUAAGCAAAAGUUUCAUGAAUUUCCAUUUCUUUUUUUCUUUAUAUACCUUACAGUCAACAUGUUGAUGCCAUAAUGGUAGGCAACCAUAGUAGCUGACUGUACUGUGAGAAGCCUAUCUAAUAAUUUGACCUUGUAAGUUUUUCACUUUCUUUUGCCUGUUGGGAGCACUUUUAGAAGCACUAGAAGCAAUAGGCUUUGGACCCAUGAUUACUAUUGUUGUUGUUACAUGCUUUCAAAUCCUUUCUGACUUACAGUGACCCUAAGUCAAACCUAUCAUGGGGUUUUCUUUGCAAGAUUUGUUCCAAGGAGGAUUGCCAUGCAUUCCCUUGAGGCUGAGAGAGUAUGACGUGCCGAAGGUCACCCCAUGGUUUCAUCGCCGAGCGGCGAAAGUCCAACACUUAAACCACUACACCACACUAGCUCAUGAUUACUGUACAGCUGAUAUUUUUGGUUGUGAGACACAUGAGAUACAAAAAACUAUGGAUGCCGGCCAUGAAAGCCUUUGACUUCACAGUCUGCAUUUAACUUUAUAUAAUUAGUGUACUGUAGUACUCUACUGUAAAUGAUAAAAUUAAUAAUACGUACAUUUAAUGGAUUUAUGAUUUUGUACAAGUUUUGUUUACACUUUCUAGUUUAUGUGCAUUGUCUGAGAUUUUCCGCAGUCAACCACACAACUAAAAAAAUUAAGACUUGUUUAAUUAUUGAUGGCAACCUUAUAAAUGAUUAAUCCACCAAAAUCAAGGGUGGCUUCAGAUUGGUACAACAGGCAUCAAAAGGUUCAACUCGAAAGGCAUUGAAACAAACUAGGAGGCAAAGUUGAUUUUAUACUAAGCACACUUUGUUCAAACACUUUUCAUAGGCACUGUCGGCUAUAUUUUAGAGGAAAGAUCUGGCGAAACCACCAUUUGAGUCUUCCUUGCCUAAGAAAACCCUAGGAAAUAGUGUUCGCCAUAGUGAGACGACUUGAAGGCAUACAGACACAGAGACACUACCAUCUCCAAAUGCUUUCCCUGUGUACCUCUUCUCUCUUCUUUCCUUCCCAAAUGGCAGAAAAAUUCACUUAAAAAAAAAAAAACAGAACAGGAGAGCUUUUUGUAGGUUU